This is a messenger RNA of Emericellopsis cladophorae, 1569 nucleotides long. RefSeq lists its product as uncharacterized. Gene Ontology annotation, biological process: cellular response to biotic stimulus. The coding region runs from base 1 to 1569 and encodes 522 amino acids. The record is from RefSeq and is a predicted model, not a curated record. Lineage: Eukaryota; Fungi; Ascomycota; Sordariomycetes; Hypocreales; Bionectriaceae. The transcript is spliced from 3 exons.
AUGUCCAAGCCCAACGACGUGGACUUUCAGUUCAUCGAGACGCCCAAGGCAGCGGCCCCGGGCUCUGAUAAGCGCGAAGACUGUGGUGUUCGCACGACUGAGCGUCCUGCGAUCAAGAAUGCCCCCCUCCCUGCCGACGGUCCCGGUUCCGACCAUUUCAACAACUAUGUGCUCGCGGGUGUCAUGAUCCUUGUGCCCUACUACAUGAAGUACAAGGUUGGCGGUGGCUUGAAGACCUUCAUCUUCUUUGCUCUGGUCGUCGACCUCCCUCUCCUUGCUGGCUGGUGGCUGCUCGUGUCUUCCAUCAGCCCUCGCAAGACCGACAAGGCUGCCCUGCCCAACCGUGGCGUUGAGCACUACCUCGAGUUCAAGAAGGAGUCCGACCGUGCCAAGUUCCGUGGUCAGAACAAGGUCCCCAUGGGCGACUUUUACGAGAUGUACUUUGACGGCGAGGUGGACUUCAAGGGCGACGCCCUUGAGAUCCUCGAAUACCGCCACGACUGGGCCAGCUUCCGCUUCACCAUUGGUCUCAUCAAGUUCUUCCUCACCGGUACCCUCCCCGACGUGAUCUGGCGCCACCAGCGAUCCGACGACGAGACCCAGGUUCGCGACCACUACGACCGUGGUGAUGACUUUUACGGAUGGUUCCUCGGCCCGCGCAUGAUCUACACUUGCGGUAUCAUUUCCGACCCCGACGUGGAGGAGACUCUUGAGGAGCUCCAGGACAACAAGCUUGCUGUUGUCUGCGAGAAGCUCGGUCUGCAAAAGGGCGACAAGAUGCUCGACAUUGGCUGUGGCUGGGGCGCCCUGGUCCGCUACGCCAGCGAGAACUACGGAGCCUCUGCCACCGGUGUCACCCUGGGUCGCAACCAGACUGCCUGGGGCAACUCUGCGCUCAAGAAGGCCGGCAUCCCUGAGGACCAGAGCAAGAUUGUCUGCAUGGACUAUCGCGAUAUCGAGGUGCCCGAGGGCGGUUUCAACAAGAUCACCGCUCUCGAGAUGUCGGAGCACGUUGGUGUUCGCCACUUCCACAAGUUCCUCAAGGGUAUUUACGACAUGCUCGACGACGAUGGUGUCUUCUUCAUGCAGUACGCUGGUAUCCGUAAGCCAUGGCAAUACGAAGAUCUCAUCUGGGGUCUUUUCAUGAACAAGUACGUCUUCCCCGGUGCCGACGCCUCUACUCCUCUCGGAUGGACCAUCGACAAGCUGGAGGGCGCCGGUUUCGAGGUCAAGGCUGUGGACACCAUCGGCGUGCACUACUCGGCCACUCUUUGGAGGUGGUACCGCAACUGGCUCGGCAACCGCGACAAUGUCGAGGCCAAGUACGGCAAGCGCUGGUUCCGCAUCUGGGAAUACUUCCUCGCCUCUUCCGUCAUUGCUUCCCGCCAGGGCAGCGCCACUUGCUUCCAGAUUACUCUGGUCAAGAACAUCAACUCGACUCACCGCGUGGAUGGCAUUGAGACUCAAUUCGGACUGGAGGGCGCUCUGAACAACGCCAGGUCCAAGGGCAAGCAGGACACUUGGGCUACCAAGAACAACGUGAAGACUCCUGCGGAGCUCUUCGCUUAG